Messenger RNA from Bactrocera tryoni, 9996 nucleotides. It is a transcript of the gene pan, whose product is annotated as protein pangolin, isoforms A/H/I/S. Bases 1458 to 7964 code for a protein of 2168 amino acids. Gene Ontology annotation, molecular function: RNA polymerase II cis-regulatory region sequence-specific DNA binding; DNA-binding transcription factor activity, RNA polymerase II-specific. Gene Ontology annotation, cellular component: beta-catenin-TCF complex. The transcript is spliced from 6 exons. The record is from RefSeq and is a predicted model, not a curated record. Gene Ontology annotation, biological process: canonical Wnt signaling pathway; regulation of transcription by RNA polymerase II. NCBI's taxonomy places the organism in Eukaryota, Metazoa, Arthropoda, Insecta, Diptera, Tephritidae.
GCUAAUAUUGUUUGUCUGAUCUGGCAACGCAGUGAAAUAUUAUAGCUGUUGCUUCCACGUUACUUUCAUCAUAUUUUGUGUCUGCUGUAUGGUCAUAAUAAUCUUAGAUUGAUUGAUAUAGGUUUAUUAAUUUUGUGUGUGCUGAUUUGAUGUUGUAAUAAGCACGACGGACUGUGCGCAAAGUUAAGAUUUAGUAAGAGAAAGUACUGUAGAGAAUUUUAUCUGCUAAAUUUUGCGAUGCUUUUAACCAAAAUAGUGUGCCAAUACACAUAGAGCAUAUACCCAAAAUCAGUGUUUGUGUGCAUUCUGACACACAGACGAUGUCAUUGCUCGUUACUGUCGCUACCGAAAUGAGUGUGCAGGCGCAAGUUAAGUUUUAAUAUUAUUGUCAUUUAUUGCGUUUAAGCAAACGAUAAAAUAUGUGCUGCUGAGCGACAACAAUUGAGAUACAACUGAGCGAGCGAAUGAACGAGUAACCGAAUGCAGCGCCGAAACUGCCAAACCUAAUACAACUCAUCUUGCCAUAAAAUUUAAAUAAAGUGAAGGACAAAAGUGUGUAAAAAGUAGUGAAGAAACAACGGUCAUGUAGUGCCGAGCGCGAAAAAAGUGUGCUGUUUUUAUUGCUAUCACUGUGCAUAUAUCUCGCGUUUCGAUAGUCGCAAUAAAUUUGUAUGUGACUGGUGUGGCUUGGGCAACGGGCGUGCGUCAUAAAAUGUUUGUCAGUGUUCAUGUAUUGCUCAAAAAAUGUGAAAAAUGCAUAGGAAAAAGUAUAGUAACAAACAUUUAAAGGAAGACGGUUAUACCCAAACUGCUUCCUUAAAAAACCCGAAAAUUCCUAAAAAUUAAACUGCAAGUACGUGCAUACAAGCAUGCAUAUGUGUGUAUACUCAUAUAUGUAUGUGUAUGUCAUCGAAUUGUUGAAUAGUGCGAUAUGUGUGGCCAAUUUGACUAUGUAAAAUUUACUUAAUUUUUUCUCAGUUGUGAAAAAAAUCAAAAGGAAGGAGUAAACGCAGUGAAAAUGUGAAAGUAAUGUAAACAAAUCAAUAACGCAAUAUGUAACGUGGUUAAUACAGUAUUCGAAAGGCUAAAGUAACGCCUGUUGUGAUUUCUUACAAAAAUUUUAUAGAAAGAAUCAACACGAAUUUGGAAGAUAACCAGAAAGAUAAAAUCAUGAAAUGCGGUGAUACAGUGUCUAAUGUACUAAAUCAUUUCACGCAAUGAAAUUUUAUAUAAAACAGUCAAUGCUUCACUUGCAUUUAUUUUGCAACAUACAGCUCAAGCGACAACUUCAAAACCGAGGAAAACUAGUAACAAAACCUAUACCUUUAUGUGUAUAAUCACGAACAUAUAAAAGUACAAAAAGAUUAACAUUUUCAAAUACUAGUAGAACCAGGUUCAAAAACCAAUUAAAGUGUAAUAUAAUAUUAAACAAAUUACAAAGGAGUUCAACUGGUCUAAUGUCGUCGAUAUUACAACAGCAAUUAACAUUUGAAAAGUUGAUAAAAGCUCCUGUGCAUACAUGUGGCGCUGUUUUUCAAACGCCGUCAACGCUUUCACCGAUUUUACAUAACGAGCCUGACACAAAUAAAACAACCACGAAGUCGCAGUCAGCUGUAGAUUCCUUAGAACGAUUCUGCGCUGAUCCCAUGGCUAUGGCCGCACAUACGUUAUUAGCUGCAUCUACCGACUAUGUUAUGCCUGCGACUGAUAGCAUCAAAAACAAUAACAAUGAUAAAGUCAGUAAUUCAAAUAUUAACGUACUAAACCAGCAAAACAAAUGCUCUGUUAGUAAUAAUGUUGACCAAGUUAUCCCUGCAUGUGAAACGUUAAAUUCUUACCCGUCAGUCCAUGUUUUACCAAUUUCAGUAGAUAUGCACUCUUCUCAUGAUGACAGCCUAAAACUAGCUGCAUCACCGGUGCAGAGUAAGUCUUUUUCAGAAGACAUAGCCGAUGUUGACCACAUGUAUGCAUGCGAUAGAGUUCGUACAACUAAGCAGCUUGUCGAUGAAAAGCUACGCAGUUCAUCGGGUUUGAGCGGGUCUCCUGGCCACGAAGCCAAUACCCAUCAACUGCUAACUAAUCACACUCGUUCAAAUUUUGAGCAUGAAUUUAAACAGCAAGUAGCACCCGUUGUACUUAUUCCUCAAGAUCAUCACCCCCAGCACCAGCAAAAAUAUUCGCAAACUCAAGAAACUCAAGCCAACAAUGAAGUCAUAAACGGUAAAGGAAUUGAUAUUACAAAUAAAGAGCACCAGACGGUAAAUAGUAAACAUAAAGGUGGGAGAGAUUCAUCCUUUAAUAUUACCGCGUUUAGUAAUAGUAGUGGUGCCUGUGCCAAUGGAGGUCUAUGUGGUACAUCGGAAGAAACUAAUGUCGUCGAAGCUGACACGCGAAGAAAUAUUCCGGUCCUUGAUGUGCUGCUUAACGACGAGCAAUCGAAGAAUAUGUUUAAACAUUUGUCUCCACCUAAGAUGGGUUUAGCGCAAGCAAGUACACACGUUUUAGCCGUGCAGAGAAAUAUUGGUCCAAAUGCGGUUGCUGUUGGACAAGACAAUUUUCCACCACCUAACGAUUGUAUGAUUCCCGUCGACAGUUCUACUUUUUUAUAUGAAAAAGAAAGCCAGCUCCUAACUAAACUCUUUGCUACAGAUCUGGUAAUACCAAAAUGUUAUAUACCAACAAGUGCGGUAAACUCCUUUCAUGUGGAUGCCGAAGAUAUUGGCGGUCCCAACAAAUCAGGCAACCGUUCGCAGCAUGGUAACGAUAUGUUAGAUAAUGCAAAAGAAAAGCGUGAUGUUGAUUUAAGUAUGCAAAGUGCGCGCUCUACUUUACCCUCUACCGAGGCCACCAAACAGUUAAACGUACCUCCCGCGGCACUUAAUUUGCUAACAGAAAUACUUUUGCUCCAACAAGACUAUCAGCACAAACAGCAAUCACAAUUACUAACAUCGGCUGCAAAUAAUGUUAAUAUUGCAACUGCUUUACAGAAGGAUCAACUGCACAUGAAUAAGUUGUCGACGGCAUCUCCACUGUCAGCACCUCUGGCGCUCCCAUUUCCUUUCCAAUUACCGCUUCCUUUGUCAUUGUCCCUUCCUCUGCUGCAGCCGUUACCACUGUCAAUGCCACCCAUACCAAUUUUUGAAAAUACUAAAAAUAAUAACGGUAGCAAUUCGAUUUCGAAACAAUAUAAUUUCGAAGUGCCGGCGUUCCUAACAGGCGAUUCAACUGACAAAUGUAAAGAUCAGAUUUAUUUAAAAUCUAAGCACGAACCAGCAACACACCGCGACCACCAGCAAAAAUCAACGGUAUCUUCACAGCAACAGCAAGAAGCUUCGAACCAUUUUUUAACUACACAAUUUCUGUAUUCGCGUAUGUUACCCGCACUAGCCGAUAAUUUGAGGGGACGGGAUCUCCAUAUGAUAGACUGCGCGCCCAGUAUUUCGAUGCUAAACACGCUUGCAAGCAGUACACUACCUUCCGAAAAUGAUAGUAAUAACAAUCGAAACAAUUUGCCAAACGACAAUAGUGAAAACGUUGAUACCAACUCAGCGUUUGAUACCGUAACUCUCUCUCCAAAACAAAGCAACACACAAUACACGAGUACACCCAAUUUAUCCACCGACAUCAGUAGGACUGACAGGUUUAGUUCCAUAAUGACAAACAGAAAUGCAACUACUACAAAUCUGAGCGGUACUGAGCUUUUAUCUGCACAAGAGGCGGCGCUUACGCAAGCCCAAAUACAACUUGAUAAGUAUUUAGGGCUUAGCAAUCAGUUUAUUGAACUCACACAAAACAAUUUAACAAUAUCUGACAAACUUACUGCCCACAUUGUACCACGCGUGUGGGAGAAUUUGCAGCAAUCUAAACAAUUAAUUCAUUCAACACAGACGCAGUUGAGUUUACUUAGGCGACAAUGCGCCAGCGCAAAGUUUUACUACGAGCGAACGAUGCGUCGGCUGUACUCAAGCGAUUCUAAGUAUCUGUCACAGUUACAAGCGCGUAAAAAACCCUCCGCAUAUUCAUCAUCCUGGUGUCCGAAUAGCAUUGUAACUCGGGCAGCAGUAAUUGCAGCAAUGGCGGCUGCGUCGGAAUUACAGCCACUGCCGACAAACACUUUUGUUAAAACGGAGAGUUCUAUUAGUGGUAAAAGUGAAAUAACCGAUAAAGAAUGUGAGCGUGCUUUAGAUAAAAGUCAGACAUUGUUAGAAAUAGAGACUGUUAUUGAGCGUUACGUUAAGACGGUAUGCAAAAAUAAUGAAGAUGCAGACGCAGUUACUAAUGAGAUUAGCGGCAGUGACUUCAUGCCGAGAUCUAAUGAUAAUUAUGACAACACAAGAACUCCUGUUUAUAGUUCUCCAGGAAUAGCUAAUAAUGAUGAUGGGGAAUAUGAAUUUGAAUGCAAUGCGAAUGUAAAGCGUCGUAAUAAAACAUCAUCACCCUUCACGAUUGGCAGCAAUGCAAACUGGCGAUUGUUGGAGGCAUCGUCUCCUAUCUGCUUUUGGCAUCCAGAUAAUCGAGGGCUCAGCGUAAAUGAAGGCGUGCUUUCUGCUUCCGAAAUUAUACUGGAAUGUGCAGCAUUAAGUGUUCAAGCGCAUAUGCAAGACCCCUCUAUUGUAGUAAACAGAAUUGCUGGUGAAAGAACGUCUACCCCCUCACACGAAUGUGAACGUGGUGGAAUAACUGAAAAUUCUGAACAUACGACUACGGACGGUGAAACAUUUCAAGGCUUACUCCUAAAAAGAGUUCUAAACACGCGCUCAGGUUCCUACAAUGGCGAUCAUGACACUGAAGUAAUCAAGAAUGCAAAUAACGAAAAAAAAGAACUACAACAAUCACCUUCAGGCUCGCCAAUGGCCGUGAAUGCCACAAACUCUCCUAACAUGCUGACACCAACGUCCACGCCAACUACUACACCGACGCCGCCCAACAUAAAUGCUGCUAUUGUUGGAAAAAAUCAUCGCAAAUCAAAUUAUGCUCAUCACCUCGAACCAUCAAUCAGCCCUGCAUCUACAAUUACAAACUUAACUCAUAAAAAGGCUUUAUUUUAUGAACAAUCGAAUUCUCAAACGCUUAGACAACGUUACAGCAGCAACAAUAACGGCGAUAUUGCUAACAAUAAUACUAACGACAACAUGGACAACAAAAUUGAACCAAAUAAAAAACUUGAGACUCUGCAAGUUAUUCAAGCAACGUCGGAAUCACCAGUUUCACCUUCAGUGGCAGUAAAUAUUGGGCAUAACAAAAAAAAUCAGCAACACCAACAACAGCAGCAGCAGGCAGCGUUCAGUGGUUGCAGUAGCAGCAGCACUGGCGGUAGCGGCAGUGGUUGCUUAUAUGGUCUAAAUGGUCCAUCAUCUAAUACUAACAGCGAAACAACUACAGCAGCGGUGGCGGCAUUGCAGGAAUGCGCUUUUACCAAUAUUUUUAAGGCACGUUUCAACGCGCUAACGGCUGCAGCUGUAAUGAAUGCUACAGUGGGAAUUUCGGCGGCUGCUGCCGCCGCAUCCGUAAUAGAUGGACCGUAUGAUUUAAGCAUCAGCAGAAAAGCUAAGCAAACAAACUUGGAUAGUAAAAUAUCAACGGCUAAUCCACAAGGAAAUGAGUGCAAAGACAAUUCGAAUGAGAAGAAGAAACCGCAUAUCAAAAAGCCACUGAAUGCGUUCAUGCUCUACAUGAAAGAGAUGCGAGCCAAAGUUGUUGCCGAGUGCACUUUGAAAGAAUCGGCUGCAAUAAAUCAAAUACUUGGUAGAAGGUGGCAUGAACUUAGCCGUGAAGAGCAAAGUAAAUAUUACGAAAAGGCGCGACAAGAGCGCCAAUUACAUAUGGAAUUAUAUCCAGGGUGGAGCGCACGGGACAACUACGGCUAUGUUUCGAAAAAGAAAAAGCGUAAAAAAGACCGUUCACCCGCGGAUUCGGGAGGUAAUAAUAUGAAAAAGUGCCGUGCUCGAUUUGGUUUAGAUCAACAGAAUCAGUGGUGUAAGCCCUGCAGACGUAAAAAGAAAUGCAUACGCUAUAUGGAAGGAUUGAGAGGUAGUGCCGGUAUCAGUGGCACCAAAGAUGAUAGCUUUCAGGACUUAGACGAUCUAGAUGACAAUGCUAGUGAUGAAAAUCUGGGUAGUCCAGGCAGUAUUGAUGACAACAACAAAACACCUGACGAUGAUACCGGAUCACUGAAUCAUUCGCUAUCUAGUCCGGGCUGCCAAAGCGGUUUGUCUAGUCUUCAAAGCCCGUCUACCAGUAUGGCUAGCCCAUUAAAUCUGCUCCCUAGUCCUGCAACGCCCUCAACGAUCGGUCUGCCAUUUGGACUUACUGACAAUCAACAAGAUCAGAAUGUGCAAAGUCAGCAGCAACUACAACAACCGAACAGCGGUAUCGAUUCGGCAGCUCAACAAAUUCGUAUGCAACAGUCGAGCCAACAUCAAAUUCAUUUAAGUCAACAUCAGCACCUUCUGCAGCAGCACCAGCCGCAUCCGCAUACUACAUCCUCACACAACGGUAUUUACGAGCAUGCCGGAAGAUCGUUUAUCUGUAGUGGUAGCAUUGGUGUCGGGAGAAGCACAAUUAUAUCUCCAUCUCUGUCAAAUAAGAGCUCCAGUGGCAUAUGUAUUAGCAGCAGCAACACUCUAAUAAAUACCUCAUCAUCAGCGUCUGGUGUGACAACCACGGCCGCCUUCACAGAACGCACUAUGCGUUCACUUCUGAAUCCUAGUCCUUCCGGCCUAUUGCUGAAUAACAAUUGCUUUCCACCAAGCGGCCUAGAAUCAAGCGCAGGAGCUAUAAUUUCCAUAGAACAUAUUCUAUCAAAUGCCAAUAAAAUAUCAUCCGGCACUGCAUCCAAUACUACAACCACCAACACCGUGGGCAAGAGAGCCAACGACGAUUUAAAUGGUUUUAUUUCCUUCAAUAACAAUAGCGAUCCGUCUUUUACCAAUAACACCGGCAAUAACAGUGCUUGUGAAAAUAAUUCAAUGGCAGUUACGUCGACACCGUUAGUCAGCGACACAGUCAAACCUUUACCAGCCGCGAUGGCAAAAUCGAGCGUUUCGUCGUCUGCGCCGUCUUCACCUGUUGGCGAUACUUUCGAAAAGGCAGUUGCUCCUGCUCAACGAAACCCUAUAGGCGCUAAUCCACAUGAUAUCAACAACCCGCUCAGCAUUAAUCAGCUGACGAAAUGCAGUGAAAGUACAAGCAAUACCAAUAAAAAUAUUGUGACAACUACUAACAAUAAUUUUAAGAAUAUCAUUGCAACGGCUGACAAAAACAGCAAUUCAUCAUGUUUUGAUAAUAUAUCAACAGCAUCCAGUAGCAAUACUAACGGGAUCGCAGCAAAGAAAUAUAAUCAUAACAAUCAACAACUGCCAAAACAACUAGCCUUACGAAUAUCCUCAACCGCUUCAUCGCCUCAACAACAGCAGUUAGCAACGACGUGUUUAUUCCCGCCAGUACCGCAACAUUAUCAGCAGCAAUUCCAUUUGCAUACAUCUACUGGACAGCCAACGCCACCAACGCACCAUCAUGCAUCCCUCCGCCAUUCGCAUGCACAUCCACCAUUGUUCAACCAACAUUUUCAACAAUUCAGUCAUCACUUGGCGUCCGUGGCAGCGGCGGCGGCUGCAACAAAUGUCCACAUACCCAAUAUAUUGAGUGCUGCUGUUGUGAAACCCAACAACAGUAUGCAACGUAAUACUACAAGCGAUGUUAUAGCUAACGAAGCAGCUGCACCAACAAUAAUUGAAGCGAUUGAAACUACUGCUGAGGAUAAGGCAUGCACAGAAAGCGUCGGAAAUCUGACAGCGCUAAAAUGCCAUGCCUCAGAGACAACAGUAGCGACAACGACGUCUAUGCCAGGUACAACAACAGUAACGACGAAGACGCUGCCAGUGUUGGCUGCAGACAACACACCCCUUCUUAAUGUUAAUACAACCGCUUCCGGCAAUGAAAAUGGAGCAAUUAGCGUUACGUAACGGUAUCAUCAGAAGGGCGCACCGCAAACCGUUGAUUUUAAUGUAGUUUCGUUGUAUAUCAUAAAAAACGUAUUAUUCGUUUCGUUAUAAUUUGCUUUUAAUAGUUUGUGAAUAUGAGUAUUACAAGAAUAAGCAAGUAUAGUUCCGAGUAAGCCUUCAAAACAUUAAUGUGAAUGCAAAUUAUAGUUGCAUAAACAUCCUUUACUUUCUGUUAUCUUGCGGUGGCUUAGUUAUGGACUCAUGAGGCUGGAAAGCUAAUUAUACUUAAAUGUAUACAAGUAUACAUAUUAUAUAUUACAAAUAUGCAUGCAAUGUUCGGCGGUUAAGCGAGUCAAGAUGCAAUUAAUGGGUUAAUAGUUUUUAGUAAUCAACUAAAAAUAAAUUCUAUCUAUAUUAUUAAAGAAAUUGCAGCCACAUUUUUGGUAAUAAUAAUGUUAAAAAGAAAUAUCCAAAACACUCAAAAGCGAUAAAUGGACACGGAUUUUUAUCCAGCCAAAGACUGACAACUCAGCCUUAUUUCUCUUAAUUAUUUCAUUAUUGUUGUUUAACUACCAAACAAACUGACCGAUAAAAAUCAAGUUCUUGUAUAGAAACUUGCUUAUGUGAGAAGGAUAUUCUAGCUUCGGUGCAACCGAACGUUUAUUAACAUUUUUCUGCUGUUAAUAAUAAAUCUUAGAACAAAUAACCAGUCCUGCUUUCAAACCAAAAAAAUUCGUAUCCAAUAUUUUUCAUCAACCAACAAAAAAAAUUUCGAAUGUUUAGUACGAAAAAAAUUUCCGAAUGUAGAUUUCAGAUGAAUGACCCAUUUAUAGGACUUCAAAUACAUACAUUAUGCUUCUCGCCAAAAGUAAUAGCUAAAAACUUUUCACAUAUCAUUAGACAAGCCAUGUAAUGUUGUCACAGUCAUCUUGAGUGCGUGCACAUAACUUAUACUUUCAUACAUAUACGUUUCAAAUAUCAUGUAAGCAAAUAUAUUUGGCCUUGAAUAUACUUGGUAGCGGAUUCAGCAUUCAAAAUUUGAUAAUCUGUCAAAAUUUUCAAAUACAUACAAAAUACAAAUUACAAAAUAUUAUUGCCAAAGGAUAUACACGGAUAGUUCAAUAAUGAAAUAUUGUUAUGUGAGAAGCCCAGUUAUAUAUAAAUAUAUAGAGGUAUACAAUGUAAAUUAGCUAUACACAUCACUGUGUGUAAAAAUAUGGAAAUUACUUGAAAAAAUUCAAACCUAAUUUUUUUAAGUAGUGCAGUUAAUUAGGUCAUGAAAUAGUAUACAGUAUAAAUUUACAAAAAGAACAAGAUACUUUUAUUUAUGUAUAUAUAUAUAUACAUAUAUAUGCAUAUAUGAACUCAUAUCUUUAAAACCAAAUGAAUUAUAAGAACAAUGUAUUCAAAAUAUUUAAAAAUGAAUGUAAAACCACUUAAUGAUAGACUUGACCCAAACUCUAAACGAAUUUAUUUGUCAUAAGCAACAGGUAUAAAGGAACAAUUAAAAAAUAUUAUAAAAUGAAAAAAUAAUAUAAAUUUCAACAAAUAUAUAUUUUGUCAUAUUUAUAUAAAAACCAAUCAAAUUAAAAACACAACAACACACAAUUGAUUACGUAUACCAUAUCUAAACCGCAUAAAUUACUUUUGGAAAAGCACAUGAGCUACACACAUGCACAGUCAGUAAAUGAAGUAAAGGUGAAACUAGCUACAGAAUGCCAUACAGUCCAUAAAAAGUUUGCGUUCAUUCGAUUCUAUUUAGAUGAUUCCACAAGCUUUUGCCUUUUGCCCUCAUUGGCCAUUUACCAAUUUACUUCACAUCUCAUAUCAAACUUUCAGUACACUCGCUACCUUCUCAAUUUGAUACAGGUUAUAAAAUAAAUUCAAGAAAUUGAAAAAACUAAAUAUAGUAGCUAAAAAUUAAAUAAUUAGACAAUUUUACGAUAGUAACGCUAAGCAAGAAACAUAAUCAAUAUAAUGCAAAAUACAAUAUAAACUGUGCCACAUUUUUGUCAUAUAUAUAUUUUUUCGAGUAUUAUGUAAAGUAAAUUAU